Kluyveromyces lactis is the source of this 1257-nucleotide messenger RNA. RefSeq names its product protein translocase subunit TIM44 (gene TIM44). Gene Ontology annotation, biological process: protein import into mitochondrial matrix. Bases 1 to 1257 code for a protein of 418 amino acids. NCBI's taxonomy places the organism in Eukaryota, Fungi, Ascomycota, Saccharomycetes, Saccharomycetales, Saccharomycetaceae. Gene Ontology annotation, molecular function: protein-folding chaperone binding. The transcript has a single exon. The record is from RefSeq and is a predicted model, not a curated record. Gene Ontology annotation, cellular component: mitochondrial inner membrane.
AUGUUGAGAAUUAACGGCCAGCAAGCAAUGAUGCACAAGGCAGUUGCCCGUGCUUCCACCGUGCGUACAUUCACAGUCUCUGCUAAGGCUAUGAGCAACCCUAGAUCUCCGUUACAGAUCUUCCGUGAAACUUUUAAGCAGGAAUGGGAGAAGUCUAAAGAAUUACAAGACAAUAUCAAAGCUUUACAGGAUGCUUCUGGUAAGUUAGGUGAGUCCGAAGCUUACAAGAAAGCUCGCGAAGCGUAUGUCAAGGCUCAGAAGGGUUCUACUAUUGUGGGUAAAACUUUGAAAAAGACCGGUGAAACUGUGGAAACCAUUGCCUCCAAGGCAUGGGAUUCUGAAAUUGCCAAGUCCACCAGAAAAGUUGUGAACAAGACAGCUGAUAAGUUGGAUGAAAGCUUUGAACCAGUUAGAAAAACGAAAGUUUAUAAAGAUGUGAGUGAAGUUAUUGACGAUGGGGACUCUUCUCGUUAUGGUGGUUUCAUCACCAAGGAACAAAGAAGAUUGAUGAAGGAAGAAGCUAUUGCCUCGGGUAAAAGAUCCAGAGCUGUGAAAUCGAACGAUGCUGCUGGUACUGCGUUAGUAGCUACAAAUAUCGAAUCUAAGGAAUCAUUCGGUAAGAAGAUCGAAGAUUUCAAGGAAAAGACCCCAGUCGGUCGUAAAUUACAUGAAUAUAAGAUUAAACUGUGGGACGAAAGUGAGAACCCGUUAGUUGUCAUGCUAAGAACUGUCUCUGGUAAGAUUGGUGGGUUAUUUGCAGAGACCGAAAGUGCGAGAGUGUACGGUCAGUUCAAGAUGAUGGAUCCAACCUUCAAUACAGAAGAUUUCACCAAACACUUGAGAGAAUAUAUCAUCCCAGAAAUCUUGGAGGCCUAUGUUAAAGGUGACGAAGCUGUGCUAAAGCAAUGGUUUAGUGAGGCUCCAUACAACGUUUACGCUGCUCAACAGAAGCAGUUCCGAGAACAAGAAUUGUUUGCGGACGGUAAAAUUUUAGAUAUCAGAGGUGUAGAAAUCGUCAGUGCCAAGCUAUUACCACCUCAGGAUAUCCCUGUCUUGGUUGUCGGUUGUCGUGCUCAAGAAAUUCACUUAUACAGAAAAGCAAAGACCGGUGAAAUUGCAGCAGGUGCUGAAUCCAGUAUAUUAAUGAGUUCUUACGCCAUGGUUUUCACCAGGGAUCCAGAAACUGUCGACGAUAAGGAAACCGAAGGUUGGAAGAUCCUCGAAUUUGUCCGUGGUGGUUCCAGACAAUUCACUUAA